This is a messenger RNA of Emiliania huxleyi CCMP1516, 2080 nucleotides long. RefSeq lists its product as hypothetical. The transcript has 6 exons. Lineage: Eukaryota; Haptophyta; Isochrysidales; Noelaerhabdaceae. The coding region runs from base 22 to 1752 and encodes 576 amino acids. Gene Ontology annotation, cellular component: cytoplasm. The record is from RefSeq and is a predicted model, not a curated record.
GCGGGGCCGCGGCUCUACCGCAUGAAGGGAGUGAUCCACGUCGCCGGCUCCGACACAAAGUUCGUCUACCAGGCGGUGCACAUGCUCAACAUCGGCGGAUUCACCACGCCGUGGCGCGAGGGGGAGCAGAGGGAGAGCAGGCUCACCUUCAUCGGCAAGAGCCUCGACAAGGCGGCGCUGCAGCGCGGCUUCGAGAGCUGCAUCGACACGCCCGAGAAUGUCGCCACCCGGCUGGCCAGUCUGGGCAUGGGCCGCCUCCGCUUCUCGGUCGGAGAUGCCGUGCGGUGCUGCUACUCGCGCGCUUGGGUGGCGGGCACCGUUGUCAAGCUCGCCCACUGGGCAGGCCGGUCCAUGUGCCCGUACCAGGUCGAGCUGCGCGACGGCACCCUCAUCUACGCGCCCCACGACACGGACGCCUUCAUCCGGGCCGGCGAGCGCGGCCGAGCGCCGCCCGCGCAAGCAGCCGUCCCCAAGCCCCCCGCGCCGCCGGCCGCCCCGGCGGGGCUGAGUGGCUGGGCGUCGUUCUUCAGCAAGCAGGGCAAGCCGCCGGUCGGCGGUGCCGUAGAGGCCCCGUGCUCUGACCUCGCCCGCGAGGAGCGGGCGUCUGCCCCCGCCCCCGCAAGCGACGACGAGCGGGUCCCCGUCCUGGUCCUCACCGGCUUCCUCGGCAGCGGCAAGACGACCCUCCUCAACCACAUCCUGACGGCGCCGCACGGAAAGCGGCUCGCCGUCAUCGAGAACGAGUUUGGCGAGGUCGGCGUUGAUGACGCGCUGCUCGCGGAGAACACGAGGGAGCAGCACGAGGAGCAGAUCAUCGAGAUGAUGAACGGCUGCAUCUGCUGCACGGUCCGUUCGGACCUGAUCGCCGUGCUCCAGAAGCUCGCCGCACGAGUCCGGGCGGGCGAGCUGCGCUUGGACGGCAUCCUCAUCGAGACGACGGGGCUCGCCGACCCGGCGCCUGUGGCGCAGACCUUCUUCGUCGACUACUCGGUCAAGGCCUUUGCGCGCCUCGACGGGAUCGUCACCCUCGUCGACGCCAGGCACAUCGAGCAGCACCUCGACGAGGAGAAGCCCGAGGGCGCCGAGAACGAGGCGGUCGAGCAGGUCGCCUUCGCGGACCGGCUGCUGCUCAACAAGGUGGACCUGGUGAGCGAGGCCGACCUCGGCCGCGUCGAGGCGCGGCUCCGCGCCAUCAACCGCUUCGCGCCGAUCCAGCGCUGCGAGCAGGCGGCCGUCGACGUCGGCUCCCUCCUCGACAUCCGCGGCUUCGACCUCGAGCGAACCCUCGAGAUGGACCCCGAGUUUCUGUCGACCGACGGCGAGCACGCGCACGACGCGUCGGUGAGCAGCGUUGGCAUCAAUGAGGAGGGAGAGGUCGACUUUGAGCUCGUCCAGGACUGGGUGCACACGCUGCUGCAGACUCUACCGCAUGAAGGGCGUGCUCUCGUCUUCCAGGCGGUGCACAUGGUCUUCAAGCUCGUCGUCAUCGGCAAGGACCUCGACGGCGGACUUUGCGGCCUGCGUCCUCUCUCCGGCGCUGACGGCGAGGAAGGCCGCGCUGGCGGCAAAGGCGGAGCAGGUCUGCCGGUGGGCGCGCGAGCUGCUCCCGACCGCCUUUGCGGGCGAGGCAGCGACCGUCUGCGAGGUGCGGCGCAGCAAGCCGGAGUGCCCGAUCGAGACGGUAAUCAAGGUGAUGCUGCGCAAGCCAAAGGAGCUCACGGUCUGCAAGCCGCUGGUCGCCGUGACGCGUGAGGACAUCGCCGGCGUGAUGCGCAGUUGGAACGACGUGCUCCGCCGCGGCGCGACGGUGCGGGCGUUGGCGGAGCAGGCGCUCCCCCAGGCGGUGCGAGGCGAGAGGGUGAUUGUGGACGAGGAUGAGGCACAGCAUGUGACGGGCGACGACUUUGAGACGGCGAUCCACGUGCUCUGCUCGCCGCCGUGGUCGAUGAAGGUGCUCCGGCGCCUCGAGGAGGUGACGCAGCAAAACGUCAAGGAGGUGAUGGCCUUGGCGUCGCUCUGCGGCUCGCACGGAGUGCCGUCCGUCCGGUAAGAGCACCAAUAAAUAAAUGAACAAAGAGUU